GUUCAAAUUGAAGGAGCGAAGUGAGAUCCAAAUCCCAAGGCAGAGUGAGUGAAAUCAAAUGGCAGCGUCGUUCAGGUGGAUAUUACAACUCCACAAAGACGUUCCCAAAGCCGCACGAUUCUACUCCGAAGGCUUGGAUUUGACCAUCAAUGUCUGCACUCUCCGCUGGGCUGAACUCCAAUCUGGUCCUCUCAAACUUGCCCUCAUGCAUUCUCCCAAUGACCAACCUGUGCACAAGGACUACUCUUCUCUUCUGUCAUUCACGGUGACUGACAUCAACAGUGCAGUCACUAAACUCAUGACAUUAGGAGCUGAGCUUGAUGGACCUAUCAAAUAUGAGGUCCAUGGAAAGGUUGCAGCUAUGCGAGGUAUUGAUGGGCAUGUCUUAGGACUCUAUGAACCUGCCUAACAUGGGACACUCAUUACCAACAGUAGCAUUUUUUAGUUACAAUUUCUCAUAUGAAGUGCAGUUAAGAAGAGAAUAGAAAAAUAAAUGAUAUGAUAUAUGAUGCGAUUGAAAAUGUGAAAAAAACUGCUGCAGUGAGAUUUUACCAUUUGGUGUGAAUGGAAUUUUGAUUUCCAAUCAUUGAUUGGAAAUUUUGA
Molecule: messenger RNA, 603 nt
Organism: Lotus japonicus
Lineage: Eukaryota; Viridiplantae; Streptophyta; Magnoliopsida; Fabales; Fabaceae
Exons: 3
Coding region: 59-409 (116 amino acids)
Source: RefSeq, a predicted model, not a curated record